AACAAAAGAGUAAUAUGUGGUGUACUUUUUUUUCUCUGGUGUUUCUUGAAUAUCCUGUUGAAAAAAGUGAUGAUUUGAGUUCCUGGAGAUAUUAUUGUGAACAAAAUGUCAUUGAAGAUACCUAUAUGCGUGCUUUUACAUUUGUUUUAUAUUAUAGUAAUUUAAGAUUUUAUGAGAGAGAUACAGAAUGAUGCCUUUGUUCUAAAUUAACCAUCCCUGUGGGGAAAUUCUCUAUUCACCUACUCCAUCUUGCUGUCCAUGACACACAGAUGCAUGUAUAGGUGAAAACAGUGUGCGGAUGGGAUUUUUUUUAAUAAUGGAGGACAGACACUGUUUUAAAAACACCUACAACCCCCAGAUAACAACUCUCACGUCUCUCCUGGAGCCUCGUUUUAUUAAAAAGAAUGAAGUGGCAUGUUGGCUCUCACAGUCACCCUUGCAUUUUCGGGAUUGUGGACAUUGUAGAGUGCAUCCAAGAAGUGAAAAAGCUGAAAAAGAACUGAAAAAAUGCUCGCAGUGGGGGGACGGGACCUAGCACACUAGCUAUUGAAGACAUUAACUGUUUUUGUUAAUGUGUAAAGGUAUAAAAACUUUAGCUGUAUUUGUUAAAUUGGGAAAAUUGUCAUAUUUUAAAUUGGUACAAAAAUUUUGCCUUAACUUUAGGAGUAAGACGAACACCCUGCAAGCGCUGCAAACCCCCCGGAUAUGUGCGCACACGUGCACCCAAGGGUUGGUCUGCGAAACAGUUGUAAUUCUCUCUAGCUGAUAGUAGGCGUACCCUGACAAGAUGAGUAUUACAGGGCCGCUAACAGCCCCACUUCACGCUCUUUAUAAAAGAAACGCCAGACAUAUAUAGUUCAUGCUUUUUGUAUAUGGAUUGUUUUGUCAUAGCGAAAUUUUUAAUUAGGAACAGUGUGAUAUAAAUCAAUUAAGCAACAAGAAUUGAGUAGCGGUAGGAACUAGUGAGUGGUAUGUAUCACCAUACAUUGUGUCACGCCUAGCUUGUACGAUUCUCCUGUGUGCCAUGCCCCCUCACUUACCUCGUGUGCAAUACCGAUUAUAACCAGCUGUUUUCCAACAGUUUGAUAUUUCCUGUGUAUUUAAGUCCGCAUCUGAGUCUGUAUCACCAAGUCUAUCAUUGAAAUGUGUCCCGAGUUGUUACUCGUACCCACAAUAAAUUCCUGUUUUCGGACUCCCGUCUCCCGGACCUGCUUCUCCGCUCCCUGCUCGUGCACCUGGAUGUCACAGAAUGACAGAUUUCACGAAGAAGAAGACACCUCCACUGACGGAGACGGAAUACAGCACGCUAGUCAGCGAGACUGUAUACUGUACGCAACAGCCAGACAUCCAAGAGGACCCCACGACUCGUGCCUUGGUGAUUCAUACUGCGAGGGAUUUCCCGAUCAAAGGAUGCAUUCCUGGCCAAAGAGAUGCCCCAGUUCAAGAAGUCUACUGUUCAUAUGAAGGACCCACAGCAUGUGGAGGAGAUUAUCUGCAACCUGAUUCAAGGUGGAGCCUCCAAACUCCAGAUUAUCACUGACUUUGACAGGACAUUAAGCCGGUUUUCAAACAAUGGCAAACAAUGCCCUACUUGUCAUAACAUCAUCGACAACUGCCAACUGGUUACAGCAGACUGUAAAAAGAAGCUUCACAAGCUAAAGGACACAUAUUAUCCAAUUGAGAUCAACCCGCAUCUUUCAGUGCAAGAGAAAUAUCCAUUUAUAGUGGAGUGGUAUUUUAAAUCACACACAUUACUGGUGGAACAGCGAUUGCAAAAGAACAAGCUGCCGGAAGUAGUAAGAGAAUCGGAUGCAUGCUUAAGGGAUGGGUACAAGCAGUUCUUUGACCAACUGCAACAGCAAAAUGUGCCUGUGUUCAUUUUCUCUGCUGGACUUGGAGAUGUACUUGAGGAGAUAAUACGUCAAGCAGGAGUCUAUCACCCCAAUGUCAAAGUGGUCUCCAACUUUAUGGACUUUGAUGAGAAUGGCAUUCUGAGAGGAUUCAAAGGUGAACUGAUUCAUGUAUACAACAAACAUGAUGGUGCACUUAAGAAUACAGAGUACUUUGAUCUGCUGAAGGACAACUGCAACAUUAUUCUUCUGGGGGAUUCACUGGGUGAUCUCCACAUGGCAGAUGGUGUAGCCAAUGUAGAAAACAUUCUCAAAAUUGGCUUCUUGAAUGAUAAGGUGGAGGAACUGCUGCAGAAGUAUCUGGAAUCAUAUGAUAUUGUAUUGGUGCAGGAUGAAACAUUAGAGGUGCCAAACUCCAUCCUCCAGAAGAUCAUCUGACUCAGAUCCCAUAUGUUUAUUUUUUUUCCGAGUAUCUUUUGGAUUUUGUUCUUACAUAAAUA
Brienomyrus brachyistius is the source of this 2350-nucleotide messenger RNA. RefSeq names its product 5'-nucleotidase, cytosolic IIIA (gene nt5c3a). Gene Ontology annotation, cellular component: cytoplasm. Gene Ontology annotation, molecular function: magnesium ion binding; 5'-nucleotidase activity. NCBI's taxonomy places the organism in Eukaryota, Metazoa, Chordata, Actinopteri, Osteoglossiformes, Mormyridae. The record is from RefSeq and is a predicted model, not a curated record. Bases 1431 to 2288 code for a protein of 285 amino acids. The transcript has 9 exons.